Molecule: messenger RNA, 1863 nt
Organism: Peniophora sp. CBMAI 1063
Lineage: Eukaryota; Fungi; Basidiomycota; Agaricomycetes; Russulales; Peniophoraceae
Source: the annotation of a GenBank genome assembly
AUGGACGUCUGCGCAGAUAAAGCGCUGGAAACGACGGUGCUCCAAACGCUGCACGCGCACGGCUUCUCGCGGGCUUCGUCCUCCGCACACCUAACACUGACCGACCUCCUGGCCCGAUACCUCCACCUCCUCGCCUCCACAGCAUCAAGACACGCGGAACAUGCCGGCCGGACGGUACCGGGAGCGAAAGACGCGCUCGCUGCUUUGGACGAGCUGGGCGGCGGGUUGGAGGAACUGGCGGAGUUUGCGAGGGGAGAGGGGAGGGAGAUGGCGCGCUACGUGACCGGCAGGAGCCAGAAGCGGGUCGAGGAUCUGCGGGAGAUGAACGCCGUGCUCGCGCGAGGCGUCGUGCGGCCCGAGGAGCCCGUGCCGCUGGUGUGGGCGCCGUUGCCGGACGGAUAUGUGGAGGACGAGGAAGAGGACGAGGAAGAAGAUGCCGAGGUGCCGAUGGACGUCGACGUGCAGCCCUUUGCGGUGUUCACCGGAAAUGGGAACGGGAAGGACAAAGCGAGGGAAGAGCCGACGUCGCUCCCGACCCCGCCCUCGCCCUCCCAACGACGCACACCAUCACCCCCACCACUACCGCUCUCGCCCGUCUCGAACCCCGCCUCGCCCCGCCCGUCAAAGCGCCAACGACUGCACGCGCACGUGCCGUCGCAUCUCCCGCCUUUUCCCUCGUCAGACGAUAUCCCGCCAUUAUCGCUCUCCUCUGAACCGCUCCCCGAUCUGCACACACAGCACAGGAGAGACAGGGACAGAGAUAGAGAAGAACGUUCGCGCAGAGAACGAAGUCAGACGCCGCCGCCACCGCGACAUGCGAGUGCGGCUCCAGCAGAUUAUACCGCGCCUGUGCCAUACGCCGAAUCAACACUGGGUGGUCUACCAGAAUACCACCUCCCAGGCCCGCCACCCUUGCCACUACUAUCAUCUUCAACCUCUUCCUCAGCCAUUGCGGCUAUACCGGCGAUACAGCCGAGUCUACUGGCGGCAUAUCACCAUGUCCUCACCCACCCCGCACCCGCAGAACCGUUGCCAGCGCCCAGCCCAGCAGCCCGACAUCGCGUCGCAAUGAAGCUCGUCGAGAUAGCCUCAAAAGGCCACAGAUGGGACGCGCCCGCAACGCUCUUCGCCUCGCCCCAGCCCAACUUCCCCAUGGUAUCCGCCCCCGCCCCUUCUUACCCCGUUCCUAUGGAGGAGCUUGAUAAAGCCGGGAAGGUCAAGACGGAAGAUGGAGGGGAGGACGGGAAGGGGAAGAAGGAGAAUGGGAAGGAGAAGGCCAAGUUGCCGCAUGGGCGGCCGAGGGAUGUGGGCGGGCCGCCGUUGGGCGUCGUUGGGCUUGUGGGGAGGCAGGAGAGCCGGGUGCCGGAGCUGGCGAGGGAAGCGCUCAGCGACACAGUCAAGAUGCGCACAAUGUGGCUCGCGCACCCCGGGCCCCUCAAACGCGCCUCGGACGGCCAAGAACUAACCUACGGCCCCGGCAUACCAGCCAUGUGGAACGCCCCGCCCUUACCGCCACCCACAAAGACAGACCCCGCCUCGACCCUGCGCGGCACCGACAAAGAAAAGCGCGCGGAGCGCGAACGCGCGAACCGGGCGCUCGCGGACGCGAGGGUGUUCGCGACGUGGGAGUACGAGGUCAAGAGCCCGCGCGAGGCGGUCAACCUGGCGAGGAAGGGCAAGGGCGCGACUGUUGGCGGGAGGGCGAAGGUGAAUGGGAACGGGAAUGGGAGUGGGGGGAUUAUCGCGAGUGGGAGUGGUGGGUUUGGUGGAGGAGGUGGGUUUGGAGGAGGGUUUGGAGGGGGAGGGGUGAACGGUGUGAACGGCGCGGUGAACGGGUUCGCGAGCGGGAGCGGGGCGGGGUAG